AGACUGUUACAAAUGUCUUUCCUUCCCUCCACCCGCUUGACACGUGGAGGACUACCGCUGGCUGGGCUUAGCUCGGGAGACCACAGUGGGCAGAGCAAACCGGGCGCGUGCCCCGCCGGCCUGGUCUGUGGUUGCCUUGGUUUUGACUCCAGGACAGCCAGGAUCUUAGGUCAGCCAGGUCGUCUGCAAGAGAAGGGGAGUGGAAGGAGAGGUCGUAAUCUGAAGGAGUGGCUGAGGGAGCAGUUCUGUGACCACCCGCUGGAGCACUGUGAGGACACACGGCUCCACGAUGCGGCCUACGUGGGGGACCUGCCGACGCUCAGGAGCCUGUUGCAGGAGGAGAGCUACCAGAGCCGUAUCAACGAGAAGUCUGUCUGGUGCUGUGGCUGGCUGCCCUGCACGCCGCUGCGCAUUGCGGCCACCGCGGGCCAUGGCAACUGUGUGGACUUCCUCAUCCGGAAGGGGGCCGAGGUGGACCUGGUGGAUGUGAAGGGGCAGACUGCCCUCUACGUGGCUGUGGUGAACGGACACCUAGAGAGCGCCCGGAUCCUCCUUGAGGCUGGUGCCGACCCCAACGGGAGCCGGCACCACCGCAGCACACCCGUGUACCACGCCUCGCGCGUGGGCAGGGCUGACAUCCUGCAGGCGCUCAUCAGGUAUGGGGCUGAUGUGGAUGUCAACCAUCACCUGACACCUGACAUCCGGCCCCCUUUCUCCCGGCGGCUCACCUCCUUGGUGGUCUGUCCCCUGUACAUCAGCGCAGCCUACCACAACCUGCCGUGCUUCCGGCUGCUGCUGCAGGCUGGGGCGAACCCUGACUUCAACUGCAAUGGCCCUGUCAACACACAGGAGUUCUACAGGGGCUCCCCUGGCUGCGUCAUGGACGCCGUCCUGCGUCACGGCUGUGAGGCGGCCUUCGUGAGCCUGCUUGUGGAGUUUGGAGCCAACCUGAACCUGGUGAGGUGGGAGCUGUUGGGCACAGAGUCCAGAGGCAGAAGGAAGGUGGACCCCGAGGCCUUGAAGGUCUUCAGAGAGGCCAGAAGUGUUCCCAGGACCUUGCUGCACAUGUGCCGCGUGGCUGUGAGAAGAGCGCUUGGCAAACGUCGCCUUCGGCUGAUCCCCUCGCUGCCGCUGCCGGACCCCAUCAAGAAGUUUCUACUUUAUGAGGAGAAUUAGGUGCAGCCGCUGACCGAAGUGCAGAAGAAGGUGCCCACGGUGCACGCUGGCGCCAGUCCUUGCAUCCUGUGAACCACGUCCUGCUGCUGCCUUGUCCAUUGGCUGUGGAAGCAAUGGCCUUAUUCUCGUGGACAGGAAUUCCACCUCAGGUGCUUGGGCCGGUGAACAGCUCGGGGGUCAUUGUUCGCCUAGAGGCUCACACAAAACUUGAUUUCAUUUUCCUUGAAUAUCUCUGUUUGGGACUUUCGCAGUUGCAUAUGAAUGAAGUGGACCUUGAUGUGCAUGCAGGUGUGGGCCAGGGCAGGGGGGCUGCUGACGUCCCCAGUAGGGAAGACUCCUAGCACUUUCUAGAACUGUACUUUUAUUUAUUUUUCUACUUUGCAAUUUAAUUGUUCUAUUAAACCUAAUAUCUAAAUGCAGAAGGAGUUUGGUUAAAGAAAAAAAGUAGGGAACAGAAAUGCAGUUCCUGAACUUGCUAGUUAGUUUUCCCUGCUUCUGGGUUUAAUCAAUGGAUACAUCUCGCAUGCACGCACGCACACACACGUGCGCGCGCACCCCUUCCUGCUGCUUGGCAUUCUUAGGGUGACCUGUAUUCCAUCCAGCGUGGUUUCCUGGCUAUGCUGCCUGUUGGUGGUACCCAAGUCCAUGGAGGUCACAGGCAGAGAGCUCCACAGCGUAGCACCUGUCCAUGUACCUCCUGUGCCUCGUGUCACACCAACAGGUGUCGUGAGUUCCCUCCCACUUACUUUAGGGAGCUCCCCGACGAGGGUGGGUUGAGGAGGCCCAGCAGAGCUGGCCAGCACAUGACUGCCUCCAUCCCGGCAUAGGACCAUCCCACAGCAUUCACUGCCAGUGCACGUGGGACUAGAGGACAGCAAGGCACUGUCGUCUGCCCCUCACUUCAGAAACGGAGCUCAGUCGGUCCUUGGGGGUUUGGGUGCUGGUGUCCGCAGUUGCUUGGUGUCCAGCAGAUGAGGCAGCUGCUGGUCGGUUGGCUGUCUUUACUGUUGGGGUCUAAGUGUCUCGGUAGCUGCCCCUGGCAUCUGUGAAGGAGGAGUGGUGAAGCCAGGGUCUUCCCUGGGUGUCCACGUGGCAGGGGAGAGGCGAGCUGUCAUUGCGGCCCGGGCUGUGCGGCCAGCUGUGGGGCACUCGCAGUGCGCUCUGUGCCUGCUCGGGCUGCGGCUGUGCAGUGACGUCUCUGUCACUUGAGUCUCAGGGUCUUGAUCUGGGGUGAUUUACAUUUAAGAUGUGCUUUAGGGUGAGAUUCAAAUCUAGGUUUAGACUUUCUUUGCCAUAAGAGAAACAUAAUUUGUAGAAAUUAAACAGAUGCUGUGUUAAUUAUUAUAAUUCUUUUGUAUUGGAGCUGACCAGGCAGCGUGGCCGAGUGUCGGGGGUGGCGGGCUCUGCCUGGGACACGGAGCUCGCGCCUGUGCGGCAUAGGCGCUGCGUGCAGUUGUGAGAGUGCUGAUUCGGAUGGGAAGCGCGAUUGCUGGGUGUUGCUCAGCAAUGAGCGGGGCUGGUGGUGCGUGUAAGUCGCCCGGCUGCGGCCUGGGUUUGGCUCUGUGUUGCUCCUGAGGUCAGGAGAGCUUGCACAGGCGGAGAGGCCUGGUGCCAACAGGAUGAGGGUGUGACAGCUGGGGCUGCGUGUAGGAGAGGGGCCUGGCAUGUUGCUCAUGGUGCUCAGGGAAGACCUAGAACUAGAACUGACUCCAGCUGGGCCAGGAGCUCUAAGGAGUUAGAGAAAGAUUCUCCGAAGGGCUGAGGCACCUACAGGGGAGCCAACCACACGGGGCCUCGCGUCAUUAAAGGGGAUUCUCAGGCCUGGGAGCGAAUUUGCUCCCUUUGAACUCUGUGCUGUACGGGACUCUCGGAAGGCUUUCCCCAUGCUGCCUGCUGCAUGGCUCUCUCCAGGCGAGCUGUGUGGUGAGCACACACUCUGCCUGCCAGGUGCCUUCUGUGGGGGCCUGAGCCCGGCUUGCUGCACACCAGCGCCUGGACGGCUACAUGCUCAGGGGCCAUGAAGCUGAAGGUGGGUGAUGCGCCCGCUGGGCUGGGUCUGGGAUUUCAGGCCGUUUCCCUAAGGUAGGGAGAAGAAUGGCCUGGCUCUGUCCUCGUUUCUGGGUCUUGACUAGACCUGGCCAGGCAGGGGAUGUGUCCGAGGGAAUGAGCCAGGCUGAGGCUGCUCCUGUCCUCCUGGGUGUAUGCGACCUCCAGCAGGUCUGUAGGACACGUUCACUGCCUCUUUGCUCGUUUUUAAGAAUCCCAGCAGCUUUGUUGUGACUCGGAAGCUGCACAGCUGACAGCUCUGAGCCUGAGAUGGGCUUGGAGGCUGAGACUCGCCCUGCUCCUAGUGGUGCUCACUUCACCACAGCUCCUUGUGCCUCUUGUUAAAGACAGGGUGCAGGACUGGGAGCAGCUGUCCGUGGGAGCACUUGCGAAGGCAGGUGCUAAGCCCUGAGGACCUGUGGCCCACAGAGCGAGGAAGCCUGGUGCCCGAUGCGGCCAUUACCUCCUGGCCCAGGUCCGGGAGAGGAGCCUGGUGGCUCCCAGGGGGCACCGUCUUAGCUGUCUGUCUGUCCCCAUUCACAGGGGCGGUGCUGCCUGCUGAGCAGUCCUGCAGCCGAGUCUUGGCUGCUGUGGACAGAGGUGCCAGGCGGCCCGGGGUUGGGACAGCAAUGAUUGCUGUGGGAUUUAGCUUUGGAGUCCUGGGUGAGGGCUUUUAAGGUGUAUUUCCAAAGUCCAUUGGAAGCAAACAGUCUGAGUGUGCAUUUAUUUAUGCUCUGCCUUGUUUCUUGGCAUUCUGACUUUAGGUGCGCUGAGCCAAGACGUCCGUCUUGUUAAGAUGGGUAACUAGCGGCUUCCUAGUGGCAGUUGUGUUUCUGUUAUCAGGCUUCAGGACAAUCAUCUUGUUCUCUUUCCGUUCUAAAGUGACUUUUUCUUGAGAUAAAAGUCAUGGAAGAAAGUGCAGCACCCAGCAAACACGGCUGGGGAGAGGACAGGUGUGCCGAGAGCGUGCCUGGCCAUGUCUGGGCUCAUGUCUGCAUGGCUGCAGGCAGGUCCCGUGGCCUGCAGAGGCGGCAGAGCUGCUGUGGCCCUGGGCGGUCACGGGAGAGCAGGGCCAGCCAGGCACAUGCCCGCCAUGUUUGGGCUGCUGCUGGCCUUCCCCGUGUGCUACAUCAGAGGCAGUGACAGUGCUGGGAGGGUCUGGGACCAGGAGAGCUGGACAUGGCUUUGUGCCUGUGUGUGGUUGGGGUCAUUGUGGCUCCGUGUGGCUGCAGCUGGGGUGAAGACCGGCAUGACAGAUACUCCAUGAAGUCAGGGCUGCUCAGCCGAUAGCAGAAGGCAAAAGGGCGCAGCUGCCCUCUGCACUGUCGUGAAGGCUGAUCGUCUUCUCUUAGUCCCUGGCCUGUGCUGCGUCCUCAGAGCUGGGCUGCUCUGGUCCUCUGAGAGCCACCGCAGGCCCAGGGACCCACAGCACCUUCCCAGCUCGCCAGCGGCCAUGUGGUUGCCGUCUUCUUCCUCUUCCCUUCCACCAAGUGGAAGUGGGCGAGGCCGCCCUCCUGCUUUCCAGGCUUCUGCACUGUGUGGAGGCGCUUUGCGAGAUCGGUCUGGUCGCUGUGGACAGGCGCGGGGGCGCAGUGGUGUUCCCUGGCUUGGCUGUGUUCUGUGCACUACUCGUGUGACUCCAUGGGCCUUGGCAGUGCUGCGUUACUGUCCCAGGUGCUGGUCUUGCUCUUCGUGUGUGGUGCAGAGGUGGCCACUUGGAGAUGGCCAUCAACAGGUGUGACGCAGUGUGGUUGCUUUGGGAGGUGCCAGUGCUGGCUGGGCAAGGGGCGGCAGAAUUUCCAGUGCCUGCAGGGCAGGAACAGCUCUGAGGUCCAUGUGCAGACACCACUGUGCGGGCCUGUGGCCUCCCCAUCGCAGGAGAGGCAGGUGGGAAGUUCUGUGCCCUCUCACGGGCCCUCGGAGCCUGCAGUGGCCUGGGAUGGGCCAGCUGGGUCUGGGACUGCAGACACCUGCUGCCACCGCCUCACCUGCCCGUCCCUUACCACUCAGGCACCAGACUGGCUUCUUGGGGUCUGGUUGUCCACUAGCACACGCUGCAUUCCUGGAAGGACCUCUGCUGACCACAGGACAUCCCGCCCCACCCUCACUUUGUCCUCCUCCAAAUCCGACUCCCUGGGUGUGCAGUGCAGUAAUAGACAUGCAUAUGUCAAUGGAGUGGGGUCCAUGCCCGUCCCGGGGCAGUCCCACAGAAGGGGAGACUUGGGGGUGGCGGGGCAUGUAGAGUAUGUACUGCCAUUUCUGGACUGAUGAUUGGAGAGGGCUGAGGGAGGGAGGCGGGGACUUCUGUUACCUUGACGUGUGUCACCUGGAAUGCACAGGACACUGUUCUAAGUUGCUGUGAUUUCAAGCUCUCUUGGACAGCACCAUGUAACAUGUAUGUGUGCAUAAACUGCGUUAGCGUGGUGUUGUGAAUGCAGCUUCCCUGUGUGUCCUGGUCAGUGCACUGCUGUCAUUCUGCCAGUGGUGCCCGGCUCUGCCUGCUGUGGCUGCUCAGCUUCCAUGCUUCUGCUGGGUGUUGGGUGUGCCAGGUGUGGUGUGCCUUAGGGCCUGCGUACCUGGGGACAUGCUGCAGAGGACACUGCCACUGGUCUUCCGUUUUCCCCUCUGCUUGAGCCUGUUUGCCUGCAGGGGCUAAGAGCAGCACCACUUCUGCCCUCCAGCCUCAUUCAGAGCUUCCCAAGGUGUGGUGGGGGUUUUUGGUUGUUGUUACAACUUUAAUAAAUGCUUUGUUCCCUUCUUCCCCAAA
Molecule: messenger RNA, 5989 nt
Organism: Chinchilla lanigera (long-tailed chinchilla)
Lineage: Eukaryota; Metazoa; Chordata; Mammalia; Rodentia; Chinchillidae
Gene: Asb1
Product: ankyrin repeat and SOCS box containing 1
Exons: 5
Coding region: 13-1176 (387 amino acids)
Biological process (GO): intracellular signal transduction; protein ubiquitination
Cellular component (GO): ubiquitin ligase complex
Molecular function (GO): protein binding
Source: RefSeq, a predicted model, not a curated record